Messenger RNA from Wyeomyia smithii (pitcher-plant mosquito), 1933 nucleotides. Its product is annotated as glutactin-like. Bases 75 to 1826 code for a protein of 583 amino acids. The record is from RefSeq and is a predicted model, not a curated record. The transcript has 7 exons. Lineage: Eukaryota; Metazoa; Arthropoda; Insecta; Diptera; Culicidae.
GCAUCAGUGAUAAGACCGUUCGCAUGGUUUGCUGCCGAGUUGAAGCUUUUUUGUGAUUACAAAACAUUGCAUGUAUGUAUACUUUCAAACGAAUGUCAAGAACAAUCGGUGAGUUCUAUUCUAUUCUGAAAAGAAAAGAAACAGCCGUGGCGAUGACUUCGCACCUCACUGACGCGUUGCCGGUACCGGGCGAUGCCCCACUGGUAACUCUAACCAAUUUGGGUACACUACGAGGAUCAACCACGGUUAGUGCAUUCAGCAGCCGAAAAAUCCUGCAAUUUCUCAGCAUCAAAUAUGGUGAAACCACGGCUGGGGAGUUUCGUUUCAAGGCACCCAGAAAAGCAACCGCUUGGGAUGGGAUACGAGACGUUUCCCAAUAUGGACUGCCGUGUCCGCAGCUGAAACUGGGAGCCUUUUUCGCCAACCAACCCGCGGGAAUUGAUUUCGAAGACUGCUUGAAACUGUCUGUCUACACACAUGAACUAUCGGGAAGUAAACCGGUGAUGGUUUUUGUUCACGGCGGUGGCUUCUACGAAGGAUCAGGAGCAAAUCAUACGCCAGAGUUUCUACUGGAGAAGGAUGUCGUCCUGGUAGUGGUACAAUAUCGGCUGGGACCGCUGGGAUUUCUUUCACUCAAAAAUGAACAAAUGCCGGGAAACGCUGGACUGCUGGACAUUAAGUUAGCUCUCGAGUGGGUUAAGGAUAAUAUAGGAAGCUUCGGAGGAGAUGCCACCAAUGUGACUCUGUUUGGGCAAUCUGCCGGGGCGGCCGCCGUCUCGGCUCUCAUGUACAGUCCACUCGUUCCGGAAGGUUUGUUCCACAAGGUGAUACUUCAGUCAGGCGGUUCGAGUUCACCCUGGGUUUGGGAUAAGGAUCCGAUUGGGCAUGUGCGCGAAAUAGUCACAAUUGCUGGUUGUGAUCCAAAUGCUGACCUACCUCACAAGAUUGAAUGCCUUCGAGAGAUGGACAUCUGGAAGCUGCUAAAAGCUUUCAUCGAACACAAAAAUCGAACAACCUCCACCAAAGGCUUAUCCGAGGUUGGAGGAAAUCGUUUGACGGUGGGUGAUUUCCACGGACUUCUGCCCGAGAAACCCUGGGAGCUACUUAAGAUGGGAAAAAUUCGACGUAACCUGCCGAUGAUGGCUGGUGUCGUGAAACACGAGGGAACGUUUCUGCUGACUACGAUAUACGAUGGGCUAAAGAACAUAGGACAGCUGGAUAAUGAAUACUUCAUCAAGUAUGGACUGCUGGAGAGAACUAAUAGAAUUUUCGGAGUGGACGAUUCGACCGGAACGUUAGCUGGGUAUCAGAUAAGAACGUUGUUUAGUCCGUCGCAAUUAUCCAGCGGAAAUUUUGAAGAAAUGGCAGAUGGUUUGAUAGAUCUUACCGGAACGAUGCUCAUCAAGGCAGCUCUCCUGCGUGAAGCUCAAGCCAACGGUCAGGUGAACCCGAAUGGAACCUUCCUGUACACGUUCGACUACCAAGGGGAAAAGACGCGCUUCGGGUACGGUGCCGAUACGUCUCAUUAUCCGUUCGCUGGAGGAGUUCACCAUUCCGAUGAUUUGCUGUACCUUUUCCCGCAUCCUCCAGGGGAACCAACGCUCAAUGAGAAAGAUGCCAAGAUGGCUCGAAUGAUGGUAGAUCUGUGGACUAGCUUUGCUACUAGCGGAGUGCCCAAAAGUGAUCUAACCGAUGUUGAGUGGACGACUAUGAAAGAGUAUGCUGGUCCGUACCUUCACAUCGACGAAAAGCCCCGACUUGGUACAAACUUUUACGAGGAGUUUUCAGUAGUCAGCGAUGAGAAACAACGGUUUCCAGAACAGUGAUUUUACCAACAGUUUGGAAUGAUUUAAUUCUGUAAUAUGUUUAUUGUUUCGUUGUAUAAGAUUUAAUAUAUUUUUUCCUUGGAACCUUGGAUUCUAUAAACGUAUAA